AUGCAGUCGAUCACUAAGAAAAUAACGAUUCAAGAAGUGAAUAGCUUAAACGAACCAUCAUUUACACAAUUUUUUGGUAAUAUAAUUGAACAUUGUCCAUCAGCAGCAAUUGCAAUAUUUAAAAAGAAACCAUUCGAUAACAUUAUUGACAUUUACGAUGGAAUUAUAAGUUUCUUGAGAAAUAUUAGUUUAAAAGAGAAGGUCGAGAUAUUGAAAAUGCAUCCCGAUUUAGCAGGUAAAUUUGAAAAUACGGUUAAUUUGACUAUAGAAUCACAAAAGGAACAGCAAUCGGCUGGACUACAUUUAAUUUCUCUUGACGAAACGGAGGAGUUAAGACAAUUGAAUAAUGGUUACAAAUUAAAAUUUGGUUUUCCAUUUGUUAUUUGCGCAAGGGAUAACACAAUCGUCUCAAUAGUAAGAGCAAUCAAGGAAAGGAUAAAUAAUGAAGAAGAAUAUGAAGUAGGAAUUAGUAUGAAAGAAGUGGAAAAGAUUGCAAUGAAAAGAAUUAAUGAUAUAAUUAAUUUGUAGGUGUUAGUAGAGAAGUAUUUGUUUUAUAGAAAAGUGUGUA
Molecule: messenger RNA, 568 nt
Organism: Nicrophorus vespilloides
Lineage: Eukaryota; Metazoa; Arthropoda; Insecta; Coleoptera; Silphidae
Product: 2-oxo-4-hydroxy-4-carboxy-5-ureidoimidazoline decarboxylase-like
Exons: 3
Coding region: 1-528 (175 amino acids)
Biological process (GO): allantoin metabolic process
Molecular function (GO): carboxy-lyase activity
Source: RefSeq, a predicted model, not a curated record